Molecule: messenger RNA, 1439 nt
Organism: Brachypodium distachyon (stiff brome)
Lineage: Eukaryota; Viridiplantae; Streptophyta; Magnoliopsida; Poales; Poaceae
Product: GDSL esterase/lipase At1g33811
Exons: 1
Coding region: 48-1319 (423 amino acids)
Molecular function (GO): hydrolase activity, acting on ester bonds
Source: RefSeq, a predicted model, not a curated record
ACCAACCAAUUUUGCCAGAAAUCAACGACCCAUCUCGAUCGAUCCCCAUGGGCAAUCAACAAGAUGAUCGUCAUCGUCUUCUUCUUCUCCAUAGAUGGCUGCUAAUUACACUGGUAGUAGUAACAGCAUUGCAUAUGCAUACGGCGGAGGCGGCGCCGGCGCCGGAGAAGAAGAAGCAGCAGAAGCAGAUGGUGCCGUGCAUGUACAUCUUCGGCGACUCGCUGGUGGACAACGGCAACAACAACAACAUCCUCAGCCUGGCCAGGGCCAACUACCGCCCCUACGGCGUCGACUUCCCUUCCUCCGCCGCUUCCCCGCCGGGCCGCUUCACCAACGGCCGCACCGUGGUGGACAUCCUCGCGGGCCUCCUGGGCUUCCAGCCGCCCUUCAUCCCGGCCCACGCCAUGGCGGCCCAGGACGAGUACGCGCGCGGGCUCAACUUCGCCUCGGGCGCCGCGGGCGUCCGGCCGGAGACCGGCAACAACCUCGGCGGACAUUACCCGCUGGCCGACCAGGUGGAGCACUUCCGGGCCGUGGCCGACCAGCUGACUUCGUCAUCCUCGCCGGAGGGGAAGAAGAAGAUGACGAACCAGUUGGGGAAGUGCAUCUACUAUGUUGGCAUGGGCAGCAACGACUACCUCAACAACUACUUCAUGCCGGACUACUACAGCACGGCCCGGGACUACGACCCGGCCGCCUACGCCGCGGCGUUGCUGCAGGAAUAUUCCCGACAGAUCAACGUGUUGUACGACCUCGGCGCACGGAAGAUCGUCGUCGCCGGCGUCGGCCAGAUCGGGUGCAUCCCCUACGAGCUCGCCAGGAUCAACGACGGCUCACCUCCUCCUAAUACCGUCGGCAAUGGCGCCGGCAUCGGCAUUGCCGUUCCUGGCAUCACCAUCUCCCUCGGCGGUGCCAAUCGCCGCAGAAGCAACAACAAUGUCUGCAACGAGGAGAUCAACAACGCGAUCGCCAUCUACAACAAGGGGUUACUCUCCAUGGUGAAGCGGCUGAACCGGCAACUGCCUGGUGCCAAGCUCGUCUUCCUCGACGCCGUGAGCGGCGGGAGGGACCUUGUGGUGAACGCCGGGAAGUACGGGUUCACGGUGGUGGACAAAGGGUGUUGCGGCGUGGGGCGGAACAACGGGCAGAUCACGUGCCUUCCCAUGCAGCGGCCCUGCGAGGACCGGAGCCAGUACAUCUUCUGGGACGCGUUCCACCCGACAGAGGCCGCCAACAGGAUCAUUGCUGCUAGGGCAUUUGGAUCAGCCCCCGGCAACGACGCGUACCCCUUCAACAUCAGCCGCCUCGCCACCUUAUGAAUUAUUAAUCCCAAUCCAAUCACGUUCUCAAAUUAAACGCUAAAUAUGGUGUGUGUCAUUGAUCGAUCGAUCAUACUGGUUUCAAUUCAAUAAAAACAAUUUAAGAAUUAUGAGUUCCAA